This is a messenger RNA of Drosophila subobscura, 408 nucleotides long. RefSeq lists its product as uncharacterized. The record is from RefSeq and is a predicted model, not a curated record. NCBI's taxonomy places the organism in Eukaryota, Metazoa, Arthropoda, Insecta, Diptera, Drosophilidae. Bases 75 to 320 code for a protein of 81 amino acids. The transcript has 2 exons.
GAGAGCUUGAGAACAGAAUAAACUUUCACUUUGCUACGAUAGCAAAGGCAAAACCCAUUUGAAUUAAAUCCAAAAUGCGAUAUCUCAUCAUGGGCCUGCUCACGUUGAUUUUCGUCAUAAUAUUCUUUUCCGUUGGCGGCUACUACACCUUGCAGCAUCCCAAGCAGAAACGUUUCAAGGCAUGCUAUAGCCAGGGCGGCACUUGUCGCGAAGAAGACAAUUGCGAGGAUCAGUUCAAGAGUGACUUUCUUACUCUCUGCGUGCUCAAGAUUUGCUGUCUUUCCGAGGUGCCCAUAAAGUCGGGAGAGGAUUAUGAUUGAGUUAUUCCUCUGUAUAUAUUUUUGCAAUGUAUUUUGGUAUAACACGUGUCACAGGUCUCUUUCGGGUUAAAACAAAUUGAAGCUACUG